This is a messenger RNA of Cynocephalus volans (Philippine flying lemur), 2433 nucleotides long. RefSeq names its product homeobox C6 (gene HOXC6). The coding region runs from base 872 to 1579 and encodes 235 amino acids. The transcript has 3 exons. Lineage: Eukaryota; Metazoa; Chordata; Mammalia; Dermoptera; Cynocephalidae. Gene Ontology annotation, molecular function: DNA-binding transcription factor activity, RNA polymerase II-specific; RNA polymerase II cis-regulatory region sequence-specific DNA binding. Gene Ontology annotation, biological process: regulation of transcription by RNA polymerase II; anterior/posterior pattern specification. The record is from RefSeq and is a predicted model, not a curated record. Gene Ontology annotation, cellular component: nucleus.
GGGAGAGAGGGAGAGUGACAGCAGCGCCCGGCAAAAAUACUACAAGAGUUUCCCCAAAAAGGGAGUCUUGAGGAAGAGGCAGAAGGGGGCUACGAGGCAGAAGAAAGCAGAUGCAUGGCCUCUUUGCCCACUUCAGCUGUGCCACUGUGCCUUGAAGUCUCAUCCUCACCCCUUUAGACCUAAUUAUUGCUCCCCACAUCCCCCCACACCCAAUACUCAGCCACACUCUCCUUUUUGGCACCCUGUUUUAUGAAAUUUCUUUCUACUUAUGAUUUUUUUAAUGGGAAAAAAUAUAUACUGUUUUAGUGAUGGGGAGGACUCACUUUCAUGGGGUGUCAAGCCAGGAUUUCCUGUAGGAUUUCUGGGGACCUUCCUGAGCUGGGAAAGAGGUCCUCUCAUUGAGAAAUCAGGAUGUAACUUAAGAAGGGGCAGAUAUAAAAGAUGAAAUUCAAUUGAAAAUACAGAGAUUUGUCCAGCCUGACUCUAAUCACAGCACAGCAAAGUUAGCUGGGGCUGAGAGGUUUCCUGGGAGUACAGCUGUCCUUCCCUGGGCCCCAAGGCCCUGUUCAUGGACACGCACCCCUCCUUCACCCCCAAACCAGUUCCCUUACAUAUAUAUUUUUAAAAGAAAUCUAAGUCUUACUUUCAAAGCACACACUUAGUCUCAACUAGGGAAUCAACAGAAGCAGAAGCGAUUUUUUUCCCCCUUCUUGACAUCUGGCUUGCGAUUGGCUGGAAGGGGGUCAGCUGACUUUGUCAUUUUGUCUGUCCUGGAUUGGAGCCGUCCCUAUAACCAUCUAGUUCCGAGUACAAACUGGAGACAGAAAUAAAUAUUAAAGAAAUCAUAGCCCGACCAGGUAAAGGCAAAGGGAUGAAUUCCUACUUCACUAACCCUUCCUUAUCCUGCCACCUCGCCGGGGGCCAGGACGUCCUCCCCAACGUCGCCCUCAAUUCCACCGCCUAUGAUCCAGUGAGGCAUUUCUCGACCUAUGGAGCAGCCGUUGCCCAGAACCGGAUCUACUCGACUCCCUUUUAUUCGCCACAGGAGAAUGUCGUGUUCAGUUCCAGCCGGGGGCCGUAUGACUAUGGAUCUAAUUCCUUUUACCAGGAGAAAGACAUGCUCUCAAACUGCAGGCAAAACACCUUAGGACAUAACACACAGACCUCAAUCGCUCAGGAUUUUAGUUCUGAGCAGGGCAGGACUGCGCCCCAGGACCAGAAAGCCAGUAUCCAGAUUUACCCCUGGAUGCAGCGAAUGAAUUCGCACAGUGGGGUCGGCUACGGAGCGGACCGGAGGCGCGGCCGCCAGAUCUACUCGCGGUACCAGACCCUGGAACUGGAGAAGGAAUUUCAUUUCAACCGCUACCUAACGCGGCGCCGGCGCAUCGAGAUCGCCAACGCGCUCUGCCUGACCGAGCGACAGAUCAAAAUCUGGUUCCAGAACCGCCGGAUGAAGUGGAAAAAAGAAUCUAAUCUCACGUCCACGCUCUCGGGGGGCGGCGGAGGGGCCGCCGCCGACAGCCUGGGCGGAAAAGAGGAAAAGCGGGAAGAGACAGAAGAGGAGAAGCAGAAAGAGUGACCAGGACUGUCCCUGCCACCCCUCUCUCUCCUUGUCCCUCGCUUCCCUCGACUCUCCCCUAAUCACACACUCUGUAUUUAUCACUGGCACAACUGAUGUGUUUUGACUCCCUAAAACAAAAUUAGGAAGUCAAACGUGGACCUGAAAGUCAGCUCUGGACCCCUCCCUCACCGCACAACUCUCCCCACGCGCCUCCUCCUCCUGGCUCCCUCGCUAGCUCGUUCUCGGCUCGUCUGCAGGCCCCUUCCUCCCCCGCCCCACAGGCCUUGGGGACUAGGUCCCUGAACCUCGCUCCAGACCCCACAGAUUUCCCUCCAAAUGAGGACUUGGCUCCCCCGCCACUCCCUCACCGCCCCCCACCCCGCCCCAGCGCAGAGAGCCGGCUCCCGGGCCCUGGGGCCUCUGCUCCGGGACCUCGGGACCCGGCCUGGUAGCCGGGGAGGGCGGGAGGACCAAGGAGGGCGCGCCUUGGCCCCACAGCAACCCCGAGGGCCUCCCCACAGCCCCUGCCCAGCCCGUCUGCCCCAGCAAAUGCCCAGCCCAGGCAAAUCGUAUUUAAAGAGUCCUGGGGGUCAUUAUGGCAUAUUACAAACUGUGACCGUUUCUGUGUGAAUAUUUUUAGCUGUAUUUGUGGUCUCUGUAUUUAUAUUUAUGUUUAGGACCGUCAGUGUUCCUAUCCCCAUUUUAAAAAGAAAAAAAAAAGGGAAAAUGACAAAAAGAGAAAAAAAGUGAAUGACGUUUGUUUAGCCAGUAGGAGAAAAUAAAUAAAUCCCCUCGUGUUACCCUCCUGUAUAAAUCCGACCUCCGGAUCCGUUCUCGAAUAUUUAAUAAAACUGAUAUUAUUUUUAAACGUU